AAUAGGUGACAUACUACUUGGAAAGAGGUGGUGCUAAAAGGAAUCCAGGCGGUAUCAUCUACAACAAGAUAUGUAAUUUGAAAGCCAAAGCACGCAAACGGGAUAAAUCAGAAGAAGAUUAUGCAAAGCGAAUUCGGGCAGGAGCUGAUCAAACGAAAAAGAACAAAGCGUCCUCACUGGCUCUGAACUGGCUGAUGCUCAACGACGGACCGUGGGGCGUUGUACUAGAAAAAUGGAAGGAAAGCUUCGAAUCACGCAACCAUUUCAUGGGGAAGUCUACAGCAGAGUCAAAUUUGCGCAAAUGUAAGAUCUGGAAGCACCUGCAAAGCGAAUUUGGAUGUCAACUGAUUGACGACGACUUUGACUUGAAAUACCCCACCGCUAAGAACGGGAUCGAGGUUUGGGAUGAUUUACUGGUUCACGUUAUUGAUUAUUUGAAAAUCCACGUGAAUGACGAAUUUUCGAUCAGGAUUUUGCAUGAUGUCACGAACACCAGCUUGAGCGACGAUUCUCGUUUGUGUGCAGUCCUGAUAUUGUUAAACUGUGUGCUACCGCCGGUUAGAGUUACUGCAGGCUAUAAACCCACAGUUUCAUCCGCUCAAGAAGAGAUAUUUCUGUUCGACAACACGGAACAGGGCGCAAAACAAAAAUUGCAAGAACUCUAUGCACGACACAAGGACCUCGGAUUACCGCCUGCGCCCAAAUUAAUAGCACUUGGCGCAAACUACAAAGAGCUGCAGGGACACUUUAUUGUUUGCUACGGGGAUCUAAGCUACAAAUUCACAUGUUUGAAGCGCGCUGUGGACGUUUACAUCAAGCUGGCUCUUGUUCUCGGACUGCAACACUCAAAGAUCACGAAGCUGAUUUGGCUGUUCGUUGUCCGGUGUGUCUAUGGUGUUUACGUUCCCGAAAAGUACUCCAACAUCGAAAAGUUGGUGAUUCAUCUUAAUAACGUCAAACAUGUCUAAUGAUAUUGUAUGCUUUGUGAAAGAAUGUACGACUACA
This is a messenger RNA of Aedes albopictus (Asian tiger mosquito), 1005 nucleotides long. RefSeq lists its product as uncharacterized. NCBI's taxonomy places the organism in Eukaryota, Metazoa, Arthropoda, Insecta, Diptera, Culicidae. The transcript is spliced from 3 exons. The coding region runs from base 195 to 968 and encodes 257 amino acids. The record is from RefSeq and is a predicted model, not a curated record.